UACCACAUGUAAUGGGUUGCUACUAUCCCUUCUCCCCCAUUUGAGUGACUGUGGCCUUGUGAGGGCCUCACAAGGAUAAUAGGGCAGAGCUGGUGGGGCAGCAUGGAUGACAUCAAGAUCUCUGUUCCAACAAUGGAGAGGUGUAGGAACAUCCAUCGCAAGUCGGAUAAGAGUGAUAAAAUCUCUGCAAAGUCUAUAAAGAGAUACAGUACCAUUCAAAAGCUGAGCCUUCCAGUUAUUCGGCAGCUGUACCAGCUCAUGACAAAGGGAAAACAUGCGCUCAAUUUCAUGUUCUUCGAAAUGGACAAGAGGGGACAAAAGAAAUACGUGGAUGCGCCUGAAGAGACUCUGUCAACCUAUCAUGAGUCUUUCCUAUAUGGACGAGUUCCUCUCACUAUUAAAGUCCGUGCAGCAUUGAGGGCUGGCAAGAUUGGCUACACGUUGGCCCUGGUGGAGUUCGUUUUGGCACUGUUGUCAGUCAUUCUGUACAUACGGUCGACAAAGGAGAAGGAGGCCAAGAAGAAGGCCCUGCAGGAGGAGCAGGCGACAAAAUUGAAGAAGAUGGAGGAGGAAAUGGCUAGAGAAAAAGAGAGGUUGAAGAAGGAGGAAGAGGAUAAAUUGAAAGAGAUGGAAGAGGAAGAAGAAGAUGAAACGCCACUGCAACGGAGGAGAGGGCAACACGGUGGCAGCAAAGAUGAAGAGAUGGAGAAACGGAUUUCGGAGUGGGUCGCCAACUUAUCCCUGGGCGAAGACGAAGAGGUAACCAUGUAUAUCCCCAAGGAUGAGCAGGAAGCCGCUAUGAAGAAAUGGGAUGAAGAAGAAGAUGUGCUGAAGCGGCAGGCGAUGGAAGAUGAAAGGAGGAUGGUGUGGAAACUUGCAAUGAUGAGGGAGAAGAAAAGAAGAGUGGAGGCGGCAAACCUCCAACAAAAGGUGGAUAUCAUUGCCCAGAGCGUCGAGCGUUUAGCGAGGGUACAAGAACAACAGUACGAGUUUAGCCGAAGUCAGGACAUAGCUGUGCGUUCGAUGCGGAUGGGGUUCCGGGACUUUGCUCGCGAAUUGGUAGGAGCUGUAGGAGCCGAGGUGAACCAUCGCCUCGAGAAGACUGAGCGUUUUUGUGUUGGCGCCAUUGAAGGCGUCAAGGUGGCAGCUCCCAAGGAGGGCGAGCCGCGUCCUCGUAGGGAGCUAGUCAAGGUUAAGUUCCCUGAUUCCUACACUGGAAAGAGGGAAGAAAACUUUGACAAUUGGGAGGCCAAUGUCAAGACCUAUGUGCAYCUGCAACAGGUCUCCUCGGAUCAGCAUGUCUUGAUUGCCAUCCAUGCGCUCAGAGACGAAGCUGCCAGCUUUGCAAGGUCCCUAGUUCGCGCCGCCGACUGCAAUGAUGAUGCAGUUACCUAUUCGUCAUUUACCUCCCUCGUCGAGUUCAUGAAAUUGCUGCGCGAGCGAUUUGCUGAUGUCGUUCGUAGUGUCAAGCCUCAGAUAAACUCCAAACCAUCCACUCCCACGUAUUUCCGCCUAGAGAAAGAUGGGAAAGUGGAGAAGGUUCUCCACUCCCUAACUCUCCUCGUAGAAGACAGCCUCCCAUUUGAUAUUGUUCUGGGGAUGGAUUGGGGAGAGGCAGCCGGGGCCACGCUCCAUUUGAAGGAGCAUGAGUGUAGGCUCCCUAGUUCUUCAGGCGAGGCCAAGACUGCCCGCCUGUUCCAUGUGUCAAGAGUAGAGAAUCCCUUGGCACAUUGCUGCCUUAGUGCUCCUGCGUUCGCCGGAUUAGUGAAAAAGGAGAAAUUGGAGGAACAGGUUUUUGUUGCCUAUGUUAGGCCAGUGACUGAGCCUACGAAAGAAAAGUCGAUGGACCCUGCGAUUGCCAAGCUGCUGGAAGAGUUCAAGGACCUAACUGAGCCAUCGAUAGGAGUGGUACCGCGGCCCAUCCAACACCCUAUUGAGAUAGAGCCUGGCAGUAGAACUCCUAAGGGCGUUGUGUAUAGGAUGUCCACACGGGAGUUAGAGGAGCUUCGCAGGCAAUUAGACGAGCUCCUCGAGAAGGGUUGGAUUAGGCCCAGUUCGUCUCCUUUUGAAGCGCCUCUUCUCUUUGUUCCCAAGAAAGAGGGAGAGCUGAGGAUGUGCAUAGACUAUAGGGGUCUGAAUGCUAUUACAACGAAGAAUGCUGAGCCACUGCCUAGGAUAGACGAUCUCUUAGAUCGAGUGCAGGGGGCGAAGUACUUCUCCAAGAUAGAUUUGAAGUCCGGAUAUCAUCAGAUAGAAGUGCAUCCUGAUGAUCAAUAUGAGACAGCCUUCCGGACUAAAUAUGGGCACUACGAGUUCAUAGUGAUGCCCUUUGGACUAACCAAUGCGCCAACAGCGUUCCACCGUUGUAUGAACGAUCUGUUUAGGCCAUGGUUAGAUAGAUUUGUUGUUGUCUAUUUAGAUGAUAUCUUAGUGUUUAGUAAGACCCUCCAAGAACACCAGGGUCAUCUCAGGCAGGUCUUGGAGAAGCUGAGGGAAGCUAACUUCAAGAUCAAUGCAAAGAAGUGCGAUUGGGCAAAGACCCAAGUGUUAUACCUAGGCCACGUCUUAGACGGAGACGGCGUUAAACCAGAAGAUUGUAAAAUCGCAGCGAUUAGAGAUUGGCCCACGCCACGUACGCUGAGGAAAGAGACCAUCUGGAAGUGGGACAAGGACUGCACGUCUGCCAUGAAGAAGUUAAAGCAGGCGUUGAUAGAGUAUCCGGUCCUUAAGGUAGGUGAUCCGUCCUUGCCCUUUGUCGUCACUACGGAUGCUAGCCAGUACGGCAUAGACGCCGUGUUACAUCAAGACGAUGGCAAUGGUUAUAGACCCGUAGAGUUCAUGUCCGCCAGGAUGCCUUCAGAGAAGGUCGCGACAUCUACCUAUGAGAGGGAACUCUACGCUCUCAGGCAAGCCUUAGAACACUGGAAGCACUACUUGCUUGGGAGGCACUUCAAAGUCUAUUCCGAUCAUGAGACGUUAAGAUGGUUAAAGACGCAGGCCAAGAUGACACCUAAGCUUACUAGGUGGGCCGCAGAGAUAGAUCAGUACGACUUUGAGCUCAAGCCAGUCAAGGGGGAGUAUAACGUAGUUGCGGAUGCUCUGAGUAGGAGGGCUGAUUACUUUGGGGCGAUAGUGCACUACUUAGACAUAGGGAAGGACCUGCACCAGAAGGUUAGAGAAGCCUAUGCACAGGACCCUAUCUAUAGUGACCUCCUCAAGAAGGUCAAGGAGGCCCCAGAGACUGAGCCAAACUACCGCACUACGGAAGGGUUGCUUUUUGAGAAGACUAAUGUAUUUGACCGCCUGUGCAUUCCCAAUAGUGAAGAGAUCCGUAGUCUAAUUUUGGGAGGAUGCCACGACGCAGAGGGUCAUUUUGGUUGGCAGAAGACUUUGGCCAAUCUGAUGCGCGCAUAUACUUGGUCGGGAAUGAAGAAUGACUGUGUAGAGUAUGUUCGCAGUUGCAAAGUCUGCCAGCGUAACAAGACUUCUACGCGUGCCCCGUUAGGUCUUCUCAGACCCUUGCCCAUUCCGGAUCAGCCGGGAGACUCAGUGUCCAUAGACUUCAUGGACACUCAGGUCAAGAGCAGGCAUGGCAAGAGCCAAGUCAUGGUCAUAGUUGACCGUUUUAGUAAAUACGCAGUUUUUGUUCCUUUGCCUUCAAAGGCACGUACUGAUUUAGUCAUACAGAGGUUUUUUGACUGUUGGGUUGCGGGUUCGAUCCUUGGAGUGAGCGAUUUCCUUUGAUUCAGCAAUUUGGAUUGGAGCUUGGAAGGCUAUGAAUGAAAAUGAACUUUCAUG
Chara braunii is the source of this 3798-nucleotide messenger RNA. NCBI's taxonomy places the organism in Eukaryota, Viridiplantae, Streptophyta, Charophyceae, Charales, Characeae. The record is from the annotation of a GenBank genome assembly.